AUGAAGCUAAGCCUUUGUAGCGUUCUUUUUGCCUUGAUCUUGUGUUCCCUCUGCGGAGCAUCCGGGGGAAUACAUGAAGAAGAGAAAAAGGAAGGAGUAAAAAAUGACCUGGGGAACGUAACAAUAGAAGUCUUACCCGCUGACGAUGAUAAUAACGAUGUGGAAUUAACAAAUUAUUUGUUGGACGAAUUGAUGGGAGCUACGGGGGAGAGUGAUCAAUUGUGA
Messenger RNA from Plasmodium knowlesi strain H, 225 nucleotides. RefSeq names its product conserved Plasmodium protein, unknown function. The coding region runs from base 1 to 225 and encodes 74 amino acids. The transcript has a single exon. NCBI's taxonomy places the organism in Eukaryota, Apicomplexa, Aconoidasida, Haemosporida, Plasmodiidae. The record is from RefSeq and is a predicted model, not a curated record.